Molecule: messenger RNA, 9718 nt
Organism: Platichthys flesus (European flounder)
Lineage: Eukaryota; Metazoa; Chordata; Actinopteri; Pleuronectiformes; Pleuronectidae
Product: piezo-type mechanosensitive ion channel component 2-like
Exons: 55
Coding region: 368-8608 (2746 amino acids)
Biological process (GO): cellular response to mechanical stimulus; regulation of membrane potential; detection of mechanical stimulus
Cellular component (GO): plasma membrane
Molecular function (GO): mechanosensitive monoatomic ion channel activity; monoatomic cation channel activity
Source: RefSeq, a predicted model, not a curated record
CAGCGGAGAGAGAGAGAAGAAAAGAGAAGAAGAAGAAAGAAGGUAAAGUUCCUGCACAGUGUUUUAUUUAUUACUGAAGAAGAAGAAGAAGAAGAAGAAGAAGAAGAAGAAGAAGAGGAAGAAGAAGAAGAAGAAGAAGAAGAAAGUUUAUGGACAGAAAACAGCUGUCUGUCUCUCAGCUGUGAGUCCUGGAGGACACAGGAUGUCCUCUGGGUGUGCCGCUGCUCGUUGCUGGACCUGUGGCUCCCUGGCAGGAACACAGAGCUCUGACCGAACCAGAACCAGAUCCGGGAGUGGAUUUAAUGUGGACCAGUGAAUCCAGAUUCAGGGGUGGAUUAAGACUGAAGUGGACUGAUCUGGAUUCAGGAUGUCCUCAGACCUGGUUGUGAGUCUGGUCUUCAGGAUUCUGCUGCCGCUCACUCUGACUGCAGCGUGUGUGUUGCGGUACAAUGGAUUCUCUCUGGUCUAUGUCAUCCUGCUGCUGCUGCUGCCACUGCUGCCUGACCCUGCCUCCACCACAGGUAACACGAGUCGCUGUGUGAUGGCCGUGUGUGUGUCCAGCUUCCUCUUCCUGUUGCUGCAGUCGUUCUUCCAGCUGACGACCGCAACGCUGCAGCCCGACUACAACUGUACAUCAUGGCAAAAAGCUCUCAGUCAGCUUGGCCUCGUGAGUCUGACAGGAAGUGAUGCAGGCUCUGCAGUGAGACAGCUGUUUCCAGAUGUUGGUGUGUUGUUCAUCAGUCUGGUGACCUGGAGGCUGAUUGUGAGACUGAACGCCGACACACACACACAGUCUCAGCAGGAGGAAGAGGAGGAGCGUCAGGAGGAAGAGCUAAUGUUUGAGGAGGACUCUGUGCUGGGAGGGGGGGGCGCUGAAGAAGAGGAUGAUGAAGAGGAUGAUGAAGAGGAUGAAGAAGAGGAGGGCGGCAGCAGAAACAGAAUUCUGGUUGAACUCGAAUCACUGUUUUGUAAAAGCAGACAGAUGAUUGGACACAUGACAACGACGCGAGGGAAAAUUCUGCUGACGGCUCUGCUGGGUCUCACAGGUAUCAUAUGCCCCUCCCUUUCCUCCCUCCCUUACCUGCUCUGUUUCCAGUUGUUGUGCACCUGGUGGGCGUGGUCGGGUCAGGUCCCACCCCUCCUCUUCAGGUGUGUGUCUGUGAUGUCACUGGUAUACUGCUCCUCCCACUUCCUGCUCCUCUACUGCUACCAGCUGCCGUCCCUACAGGAGGCGUGGCCUCCCAACCACACCUCCACCAGUGUGUUUGGCCUGGUGUCCCUGGUGGAGGUGGACUGCAGCGCCCCCUGGAGGCUGCACAUGAACGCUGAGCUCAGCUGGUUUCACUUCCUCAGUCCUCUGACGCUCCUGCUGCUGUUCCACGCGGUGGCGGCGCUGUGGAGGAACCAGCUGAUCGUUGGUGACGAGAGGCGAGGCGUGAAGAGGGUGGUGUCAGCAGUGAGCGGGAGCAGUGACAUCAUCACUGCCACCAGUAACCUGAGUGAUGAGGUCAUCGCUGACCUCACAGCAGAGAGGCGGAGAGAGCUGUGGAGGAGAGCUCACGAUCGCCCGGAGUGCAGAGACCAGGUGCAGUCGACGUCGACCAAUGAGAGCCCCUCUGACUCCUUCACCCCGCACACACAGAGUACUGCCCUGGGACUGGAUGUUUACUCUGUGCCUCAGUACUCUCUCAGCCAAUCAGACACCUUGGAAACGUGUGUUUUUGAAGAUGACGGAUGGGAGGAGGAGGGGGAGGUAAGGAGCGAGGUGGGCGGAGUCAGUGCAGCCUCCAUGGCGUUCAGCUUCCUCCUCAAACAGAGUUACAUCUGUGCUCUGAUCUCCAUGAUGGCGUGGUCCAUCACAUACGUGUCCUGGCUCACGUGUGUCCUGCUGCUGUGGUCAUGUGUCCUCUGGAUGAUGAGGGAGCGUCGGCGCUACACACUGAUGUCAUCACCAUGGUUGGUUGCAUAUGGCAACUUGCUGGUCAUCUUACAGUACAUCUACAGCUUCCCUCCGGUGCAGGAAGUCCCCGGACUGUUCCCCAGGAAGGACGUCCCCUGCACGGAGCUCGCCUCCAAGUUGUUGUGUCUUCUGACCUUCUGGCUGCUGCUGCGUCAGGCGCUGACAGAGAAGAGCGAGAGACAUGAGGACAACAAGCUGUCCACCAUCACUGUCCAUGUGGAGGAGCCUGCCCUGACGAAGGGGGAGGAGUCAUGUGAGGAGGUGUUGCUCCUGGGGGGAGCCGUUCAGAUGGAGGCUCUGGUGGCAGUGGUGACCAGGAUGUUUGUGAAGUACUGGAUCUACGUCUGUGGAACCAUGUUCUUCUUCGUUAGUUUUGAAGGAAGAAUCGUUCUCUAUAAAGUCAUCUACAUGGUGAUGUUCCUGUGCUGCGUCGCCCUGUACCAGUUGAAUUAUGAGCGCUGGCGUGCCUUGCUCAGGGGAUUCUGGGUAGCUGUGGUGGUUUACUCUAUGCUGGUUCUGAUCCUGGUCUACACCUUUCAAUUUCCCUCAUCCCCCCACACCUGGAGUUACUACUCUGGACUCAGUACACACAGGUUGGAGGAUGUUGGUUUGGAGUCGUUCUCUCUUCCGGUUCUUUUCACCAGGAUCUUCAUUCCUGCUGCGUUCUUACUGGUGUGUAUCGUUCACCUGCAUUACUUCCAUGAGCCGUUCCUGCAGCUGACCGACCUGAAGACUGUGGUGGACACACACAACAGCAUCAUCACCAGGCUGGUUCACUCUGAUGGCAGCCUGGUCGACCUGUCAGUGGGUGGAGCUCCUCAGCUCCUCCUGGAGGAAGAGAAGAGAAAAGGAGAGAGGGAGAGAGAGAGAGAGAUAGAGGGAGAAGAUAAGGGGAUAAAGGAAGAAGAGGAGGAAGAGGAACAUUACCCCUGUGUGUUUGAAAAGGAAACCCUGUCUGACCACAUAACAGCGCUGGUCUCCUGGAGGCUGGUGGUGGAUCGAAUCUCUGUGUUGUUCCUGCGCCUCCUCCUCUCCAUGCAGCGACUGCAGCGCCUCAUCUGGUGGCUCCUGGAACUACACAUUGUCAAGAUUGUUUCCUCCUACAUCAUCUGGGUCUCUGUGAAGGAGGUGUGUGUCUUUAACAUGCUGUUUGUGCUAUGUGUGGGCGUGGCUCUGCCCUGCAGGGCGUGGCGCCCCCUACUGUCAGGAGUCUGCACAGUUUGGACCUGUGUGGUGACCGUUUGUAAGAUGUUAUACCAACUCAACGUCGUUCAGCCAAUCAGAUACUCGUCCAACUGCACCCUGCCAGAUAACGCCAGCAGCAUCCUGUCUCAAUCUGCUCUGUACUCUGGUCCAGUUGACCCCGCCCAGUGGGUCGGGCUUCGCAAAACAGACGGAAAGCUGCUGGACUACGUGAGGUAUAACCUGAUGAUGCUAGGACUGUUAGCAUUCGAGGUGACCGUUUACCGACACCAGCAACUCUACCGUCUCCGUCACAACAAAGUCCCGCCCCCUACCAGAACGCUGUUUCCUGACAUCACCAGGCGUCAGCUGGACGACAAUGUUCUGAGCUGCUUUAAAUAUUUCCUCAACUACUUCUUCUACAAGUUUGGACUGGAGACCUGCUUCCUGUUGGCCGUAAAUGUGAUUGGUCAGCGGAUGGAUCUGUUUGCCGUAGCCCAUGCCUUUGGCCUCAUCACUGUCCUAUCACGUCGCAGCAGGAAGUGCAUUGCCUCAGUGUGGCCACAAUACUGCUACUUCCUGUCCGGGUUGUUGUGUCUCCAGUACCUUCUGUGUAUCGGUUUCCCUCCUGCUGCCUGUGCAGAUUAUCCUUGGAGACCUCCGGCCUCCCACAUGGACUCGAACGUGGUGAAAUGGCUCUUCCUUCCUGAUCACCUGACACCACCCAACCCACUCUUCCUCCUCUAUGAUUUCCUGCUCCUCCUUGGGGCGUCGCUGCAGCUGCAGGUGUUUGAGGAGGAGCUUCAGGCGACGGUUCAGAUCCUCGCAGGCCACAACAGCGAGCUGGACGGAGACGACGGACAGAUCUGUGAUGUCCUCAGACGACUCCGGCUCAACGAGGUUCCUGAUUUCACGCUGGGCAGGUCUUACCUGGACAUGAUGAAGGUCAUCAUCUUCAGCUACAUGUUCUGGUUUGUUCUCACCAUCAUUUUCGUCACCGGGACAACCAGGAUCAGUAUCUUCUGUAUGGGUUACCUGGUCGCCUGCUUCUACUUCCUGUUGGUCGGAGGAGAACUGUUACUCAAACCAGUUAAAUCCAUCCUGGUUUACUGGGACUGUCUGAUCGGCUACAACGUGUUUGUCAUCACCAUGAAAAAUAUUCUGUCGAUCCUGGCGUGUGGUUUCAUCAAGUCGUUGGUGUUGAAUCACUGUUGGCUGAUUCAGCUCUUCAGUCUGGCGUGCACCAUCAAAGGAUACACCAAACCGGAGCAGCAGAGCAGUAAACAGUGUGAGUUACCGAGCGGCGAGGCGGGGAUCAUCUGGGACGGAGUCUGUUUCUGUUUCCUGUUGUUGCAAAGACGCGUCUUCAGGAGUCACUACUUCCUGUAUGUGGUCUUGGACCUGCAGAACACACAACUACUGGCCUCCAGGGGGGCGGAGCUCUUCGAGGCAUCAACAGUGAAAGCGGUCAGAGCGAGACUGGAAGUGGAGAAGACGUCUAUGGACCUGCUGAAGAGACAGAUGGAGAGGAUCAAGUCUCGACAGCAGAAGUUCCGCAGAGGGAAAGAGAAGAUGUUGAGUGUCCCUCAGGACAGCUGCCACGGGGACGGUCAAGAAAACAAGAAGGGUCAGAAACAGAAGGACUGGUGGAGGCCCUGGGUGAACCACGCCUCCAUGGUGAGGAGUGGGGACUACUACCUGUUUGAGACAGACAGUGAAGAAGAGGAGGAUGAAGAAAAGAAGGUGGAAGAGAAGAAGGAGGCGGAGCCUGAGAAGUCCGCCUUCCAGUUUGUUUACCACGCCUGGAUAACAGAUUCCAGAACAGCAAUGAGAGCUCGAAACAACCAGAAGAAACUGUGGGAGAAGAAUUCUUCUGAACGAAGGAGCAGGAAGGAGGAGAAGAAAGGAGGUGACGCCUCCGCAGCUGGAGUCUUAGAAGUGACGGAGGAGACGGAGGAUGGUGAAGAGGAGGAGGAGAAAGAGGAGGGUUCAGACACGGUGCUGCAUCGAGUCUCCAACACACUGCGCUUCUGUUGGGUUCUGCUGUCGGCUCUGCUGGACUCCCUGACUGCCUGGCUCAGCGGCUUGUGUCAGGAACACGUUGACAUCUCCACCGUCCUCCGCAUCGAGCACUGCAUGCUAACACAACAGGCCAAACAGGGUAACUUGCCCACGAGAGAGGCAAUCACCGUUUACUACGAAGAGCAGAUGAUGAAAAUAUCAAGAGAGUCGGGUCUGGACUCCGGUUCCCAUGAUGCAACAGUGAGAGGAAGAGAGGGGGGAGGAGAUGAAGAGGGAGGACGUCCUGAUACAGAAGAAGAAGAAGCUGGAGGUCAAACAACCAACGAGAAAGAAGAGAAACUCAAAACAGACUCAGACGAUGAGGACGAUUCACAUUCUGAACACGAACCAGGACUCGGAUCAAUCGGUUCAGACCCGCAUCCUCAAACUGGAUCCGAGGAGGACCCAGGUGGACUGCAGACCACAGUUAGUCCACCGGAAACAGAACCAGAAGCAGAUGGUCAUAAUGAACCAGGAGAAGAUGUCCCAGAAUGCAUAGAGGCUAAAACCAGCCAAAGAUCCCGACCCAAACUGUCCAGGAUGGAGAGGGUCCAGUCUCUGGCGUCCUUAUCGUCAGAGGAAGGAGAGAUCAGUCACACAUACAGCUGUGAAGAUUGGAACCAGCCACUUCCUGUUGACACGCGGCCAACACACACCUUCACUAGCACCUCCUCCCUCCUCCUCCCCCCCUCCUACAGCCUCGCAAUCGGGCUCGACCUCCACGAGGAGGAAGUGAGGGAGACGAGGGGGGGUGGACAGAGGAGGAGGAGAGGGGAGGCGGAGUCAGGAUUUAGGAAGCGGCUGCUGACUCCCAGUGAAACCAACGACCUUCUGUUUGACUCGGCCUCCACUUCCUGUCCGCUGACAUCUCGAACUCAGGAGCUGACCGCGAGCGAGCUGCUGAGGAACAGGACCUUCUAUGAUGACGAGCUGGAGGCCUCAGACCGGUUCUAUGGAACGCAGCCUCAGCUGCUCCAGCUGUGCUACGCCCUCUACAACAUCCUGGCAGCCAGGUCGGAGACUGUGUGUUACCUGGUCAUCGUUCUGAACCACAUGGUGUCUGCCAGCUGUCUGACAUUGGUUCUCCCGGUUCUGGUGUUUCUCUGGGCGAUGCUGUCCGUCCCUCGGCCCAGUAAGACCUUCUGGAUGACGGCCAUCAUCUACACUGAGGUUACCAUCGUCAUCAAGUAUUUCUUCCAGUUCGGUUUCUUCCCAUUUAACCAGAAGCUUGAGGUGGACCGAUCCAAACCGUUUCACCCCCCCAACAUCCUGGGAGUGGAGAAGAAGGAAGGCUACGUCCUGUACGACCUGCUGCAGCUGCUCACGUUGUUCUACCACAGAGCCACACUCAAGUGCCACGGCCUCUGGGAUCAGACCAUUAGCAUGGAGGCCGACCCCCUCCGUCAGCUCAACAACCAGACGGACUCUGCUGACUCCUCCUCCGGCAACCGGGUCGACCUCGCCAACACACUCCGACGGCGAGGCCGGGGCCGAACGCGCUCCAGCUCCACCCAGCUGCGCUCUCCUGCAGGCAGUGUGAGUUCCAGACCUCAGCAGCUCAGCAGGUUGGAUCUGCUGCUGCUGAAACUCCGAGAGGUUUCCAUCCGAGUCCAGGAGGUCUCUGUUAGCAGGUGUCUGUCAGCGUACCGUCCGGUCGGUCAGUUCUUCAGAGCUCUCGUCCAACCAGAGUACAGCGCCGUCACCGACGUCUAUGUCCUCAUGUUCCUCGCAGACACCGUCGACUUCAUCAUCAUCGUCUUUGGCUUCUGGGCUUUUGGAAAGCACUCGGCGGCUGCUGACAUCACUUCCUCCCUCUCAGAAGAUCAGGUUCCUGAAGCUUUCUUGGUGAUGGUGUUGAUCCAGUUUGGGACCAUGGUGAUAGACAGGGCUCUGUAUUUGAGGAAGACAGUUUUGGGGAAGUUGGUGUUUCAGGUGAUUCUGGUUUUUGGGAUCCACUUCUGGAUGUUCUUCAUCCUGCCGACUGUCACCGAGAGACGCUUCAAUCAGAACCUGGUGGCUCAGCUCUGGUACUUUGUGAAGUGCGUGUACUUUGGUCUGUCGGCCUAUCAGAUUCGAUCUGGUUACCCAACACGAGUUCUGGGAAACUUCCUGACAAAGAGUCACAACUACCUCAACCUGUUCCUGUUCCAGGGGUUCCGUAUGGUUCCCUUCCUGACCGAGCUGAGGGCGGUGAUGGACUGGGUCUGGACGGACACCACUCUGUCUCUGUCCUCAUGGAUCUGUGUGGAGGACGUCUACGCCCACUGCUUCGUCUUGAAGUGCUGGAGGGAGUCAGAGAAGAGGUACCCUCAGCCCCGGGGGCAGAAGAAGAAGCGGGUGGUGAAGUACGGGAUGGGCGGCCUCAUCGUGCUCCUGCUCAUCUGCAUCGUGUGGUUCCCGCUGCUCUUCAUGUCGCUCAUCAAGUCCGUGGCUGGAGUCGUGAACCGGCCGCUCGACAUCUCUCUGACCAUCACGCUCGGAGGCUUCCAGCCCAUCUUCACCAUGAGCGCUCAGCAGAACCAGCUCAGGGAUCUGACUCAGGAGGACUUCAGCUCUUUCGUCAGCUCCUACAGUUACACCCCCAGUGCCUUGCAGUUCCUGGAGGCGUACACACGUGAGGACGUGACGGUGGCGGAGCUGCAGGGCAGCAGUAACUCGCUGUGGACCAUCAGUCCGCCCAGCAGACAGUACCUGAGCCAGGUGCUCAACCUCCACCACUUCCCCAUCACCCUGUCCUGGACCGUUCAGAGGAACCUGAGUCUGGGAGCAAAGGUGGAGCUCGCAUCAGGUAAACAUGUGACUUACCUGGACAAUGAGACUCGCCUGGAGCUGAUCGAGCUGCUGAACGGGACCAGGACACUUCCUGUGGUGAUACAGGAUGUGCUUCCAUGUUUCAUCCGAGCUCCGAGCGACUCCAACGCCAAACCGAUCCAACAGCUCUACACAGAUGACCGCUACAAGGACAUCUUGUUGGCGCUGGAGAGGUCGACCAAUCAGAGUAGAGAGGUCCGGGAGUGGUGGAUUGUCGACCAACCAGCUGACAGCUUAGUGCCAGUUCAGGCCGGGGCUUCCCUGAAGGACAAGAGGGAGGCGGGGCUUCAGCUGUUUGUGUUCAGUGAUAAAGUCAGUCCUCCGAGUCUCGGCUUCUUGGCUGGAUAUGGCAUCAUGGGAUUGUAUGCGUCAGUGGUUCUGGUGAUCGGGAAGUUCGUCAGAGAGUUCUUCAGCGGGGUCAGUCACUCCAUCAUGUUCGAGGAGCUGCCCUGUGUCGACCGCAUCCUCAAGCUCUGCACCGACAUCUUCCUGGUGAGAGAGACAGGUGAGCUGGAGCUAGAGGAGGAGCUGUACGCCAAACUGAUCUUCUUGUAUCGAUCGCCUGAGACUCUGAUCAAAUGGACACGUCGAUGACAUCAUCAUCAGCUGACUCAACAUGUGGAACCUUCGGGGAUCGUUCACCAGAUGUUCUCCAGAUGUUCCUGCAAUGGCCAAAGGAGCCAUCAGGCUGCAACUCAAACAUGGACGUCAAUAGAAACUUGUUGAAAGGUUCACUUGAGGGAAUUCACCUAUUAGCCAGGUGACCAAUAGGAACAGCUGAGAGGCGGAGCUAAGGCUGCCGAUGACCUUCUAUUGAAUCUAAACUCAGGACAGUCACACAGCAGGCAGUGUUUUUACAGUAUUAUUAGUUGAUUAUGAAUAACUGCAGUGAAACUUCACAUCCUGGAGAAAUGGGACUUUUUAGUCGUGGAAAACCACACAUGAAACAAUGUUAUGGAAAUAAGAGACUGAAACUGAUCAAAACAAAUCCAGAGAAUCCAGAACUUUUGAAGAUGUCAUAGCAGGAGCCAUGUUUACAGGAGGGGGGCGGAUUACAAUAUAAUGAUCGAUAUAUAAAGUAGAGAUUAAUAUUCAACACAUUAAUAUCUAAAUAUUUAUAUUUUGUAUCAAUAUGAAGUGUUGUUCAGAGUGUUGUUAAUCUAUGUGAGGUCGACUCUAGAUCUUCGUCAGAUCUACAUAAGUCGUACCAUUGGCUCUGUAUCGUCCUUCAUUAGCAGUAAAUCGUGUCGGUUCAAUGUUUGAUUCCUCGUUGUAUCAUAGGUUCGUUAGCUGCUUGUUAAAAACAAACUUAAAUCCAGGACCCAAUUGAAACAAUGAGGGUGUAAGUUGUCCCGCCCUCACAGGUAAGGUAGCUGGCACUGUGAACACGCCCACCAAUCAGGAGGAAGAUGGUGAGAACAGCUGUUCACAUACACACAACAAAACACUGGAGUCACACAGUUCAUAUUUAUUCCACAUCGACUCCUAGUGACAGAAAACUGGAAGAGAUUUGGAUCGAUGUAAAAUAAGUAAGUAGUUUUACAGUGAAGGUGUUGACUGAUGAUGUCACUGUCACCUGACCGAUGAUGUCACUGUCCCUUAACUGAUGAUGUCACUGUCACCUGACUGAUAUUACCUGUAAACUCAGUGUCCUGUGAAAGAAACAGUGAAAAUGUGAAAAUAAAAGAUUGUGUUUACGUCAAA